CGGUCCUCGGCGGCGGCGGCGGCGGCGGCGGCGGCGGCGGCGCGCGGCCUGGGCUCGCGCUGGGCUCCGCGCGCCCCCCGCCCCCCUCUAUGAGGCAGAGGCCGCGGCGGCCGUUAGCGCUGUCGCUCCGGGGGCCGCGGCGGGCGGGGCUCCGGCGGGGCCCGGCCUAGUCCCCACCCCAGCCCGGCUCCCAGCCGCCCGCCCUCCCUCCCUCUCCCCGAUGCAGGGGGCCGAGCUCCGGGAUGGCGAGGCGGCGGCGGCGGCCGCUUCGUACCGCGUCCUGAGCCGCCUGCUCGGCUAUGGAGAGGCGGCCCCCGAGCCAGGCCCGCCGCCGCCGCCCCCGGGCCAUGGCCCCCCGCCGCCACCCUUCCUCGCGCGGCCCGGUCCGCGGGGCUCCCGGCCGCCGCAGCUGAUGGUGUUCCGCAACGUGGGUCGGCCGCCGGAGGAGGAGGACGCGGAGGCGGCCCCAGAGCCGGGACCCUCAGAACUGCUGUGUCCCCGGCACCGCUGUGCCCUGGACCCCAAGGCCCUGCCGCCGGGGUUGGCGCUCGAGCGGACCUGGGGCCCGGCGGCUGGACUGGAGGCGCAGUUGGCGGCUCUGGGGCUCGGGCAGCCGGCGGGGCCGGGGGUCAAGACGGUCGGUGCGGGUUGCUGCCCGUGCCCGUGCCCCCCGCAGCCGCCCCCUCCGCAGCCCCAGCCCCCUGCUGCCGCCCCGCAGGCCGGGGAGGACCCCACGGAAACGAGCGACGCGCUGCUGGUCUUGGAAGGCUUGGAGUCGGAGGCCGAGAGCCUGGAGACGAACAGCUGCUCGGAAGAGGAGCUCAGCAGCCCGGGCCGCGGAGGAGGAGGGGGAGGCCGGCUUCUGCUGCAACCCCCGGGUCCUGAAUUGCCCCCGGUGCCCUUCCCGAUGCAGGACUUGGUCCCCCCAGGGCGCUUCAGUAGAGGGGAGCAGCAGCAACCGCCCCCGCCCCCGCCUCCUCCCGGGCCCCUCCGGCCACUCGCGGGCCCUUCUCGGAAGGGCUCCCUCAAAAUCCGUCUCAGUCGCCUCUUUCGCACGAAGAGCUGCAACGGCGGCUCCGGAGGUGGGGAUGGGGCCGGCAAGAGGCCUUCUGGAGAGCUGGCUGCUUCAGCUGCGAGCCUGACGGACAUGGGAGGCUCCUCGAGCCGGGAGCUGGACGCGGGGAGGAAACCCAGGUUGACAAGAACUCAAAGUGCCUUUUCUCCGGUCUCCUUCAGCCCGCUAUUCACAGGUGAAACUGUGUCGCUUGUGGACGUGGACAUCUCUCAGCGGGGCCUGACCUCUCCACACCCUCCAACUCCCCCCCCUCCUCCGAGAAGAAGCCUCAGCCUCCUAGAUGAUAUCAGUGGGACGCUGCCUACAUCUGUCCUUGUGGCUCCGAUGGGGUCUUCCCUGCAGUCUUUCCCCCUACCUCCGCCUCCUCCACCCCAUGCCCCAGAUGCAUUUCCCCGGAUCGCUCCCAUCCGAGCAGCUGAAUCCCUGCACAGCCAGCCCCCCCAGCAUCUCCAGUGUCCCCUCUACCGGCCCGACUCAAGCAGCUUUGCAGCCAGCCUUCGAGAGUUGGAGAAGUGUGGUUGGUACUGGGGACCAAUGAACUGGGAAGAUGCAGAGAUGAAGCUGAAAGGGAAGCCAGAUGGCUCUUUCCUGGUACGAGAUAGCUCUGAUCCUCGUUAUAUCCUGAGCCUCAGUUUCCGGUCACAGGGUAUCACCCACCACACGAGAAUGGAGCACUACAGAGGAACUUUCAGCCUGUGGUGUCAUCCUAAAUUUGAGGAUCGCUGUCAAUCAGUGGUGGAGUUCAUUAAGAGAGCCAUCAUGCACUCCAAGAAUGGGAAGUUUCUCUACUUCUUGAGAUCCAGGGUUCCGGGACUGCCUCCAACUCCAGUCCAGCUGCUCUAUCCGGUGUCUCGAUUCAGCAACGUCAAAUCCCUCCAGCACCUUUGCAGAUUCCGAAUCCGACAGCUCGUCCGGAUAGAUCACAUCCCGGAUCUCCCACUGCCUAAACCUCUGAUCUCUUAUAUCCGAAAGUUCUACUACUAUGAUCCUCAGGAAGAGGUGUACCUGUCUCUAAAGGAAGCGCAGCUCAUUUCCAAACAGAAGCAAGAGGCUGAACCCUCCACGUAGCGAGGGGCCCCCUGCUAGUCGCCACCAAGGGCAUUUGGUUGCCAAGCUCCAGUUUUGAAGAACCAAAUGAAGCUACCGUGGAGGGGAGUGAGGAAGAACGAAGGAACGGGAAGGGCGGAGACCCUCUGUGCAAGGACUUUGGCUCCCCUCGCCGCUCUGGGGCUUGGAAGAAGCACACAACCACACUCUUUGAGCGGGGGCUCCGCCUCUUCGUGUCCGGCCCCUGUGCUAUCCUGGAACUGGACGAGCUCCUUGGAAAACUGGAAGAAGUCUCAACACUGUUCCUUUUUUAGAAGUUUUGUUUUGGGUAUUUGCAUUUCUCCGUAUGGAAAACUUCCUUUAAAGGCAGCUGGGGUUUGUGCCCAUUGGGCUGGAAGUGGCACCAAGGGCGAGACAGGUCCAGGGGAGGGGAGAGGAGGAGGGAUUGCCAGUGAUGGUCAUUCAGCUGGUGCCAAAGGCAGAGUGCGCGCGUUCACCAUUGACCUUGAAGAAGGAGAGAGGAGGAGUCAGAAGUGUAAAUCAAGUGGGGAGUUUCUGAGAGAUGUGAAUCUGCCUCUCUUUAAGCAUGGGUAGCCUCAGUAGCAGCAGGAAAGAAAGGAGGGUGGGUGGUCUCGAACAGAAGACUGCUGAACAAAAACCGGCAAAGGGCCCGCCCCUGCUGGGGAAAGUAGUGGCUCCUCACAUCCUUUCCUUCUAAGGUUUUACAUGUGAUUUCAGCAUCACCUCUCAUAGAAGCUGUGCCAGUUUUGUCUUACGGAAUUCCUAAGUUCUGUGACCUCAAGCCAGUCCCAUUCUUCCUCCACCUGCCACCCUCCACCCCUCCCCUCGAGAUGACUGUACAUUUCACUCCGAUCAUGGCAACAUCGUUCCUAUUGCCUCUGCCAGCUGUCAAGGCAAUGGAGUUUCUCAUCACCUGAGCAGUUGAGAGCCCUCAUCAUGAGCUGCUGAAGUUAAUGGAGCAUGCUUCUAGAUUCUUAAUGGCAGGCUGUACCCGUGACUUAGGAGUCAGUGGUACUUCCCUCCAUAUGUCUGUCAGCUAGUGAGAGGGAACAUGGAGGACGGUGAGAAACGAAGCUGUUGUACUUGCGCUCUUCCGAGAAGAAGCUCUCCAGUGUCUCAGCCUUAAUGGAACGUCGUUGGAUCAGAGAGGAGGAGAGCAUUACAUCUCCUGUUUUUAGGUUUAUCGCUGUUGUCCCACUUCCGUGACGGGAGGUAGCAAGAGCUUUUUUAUUUUCCUGUGUCUUUUCUAGCAACCCAAGCAUUCUCGUGAGUCAGAUCCUGUUGGCCCCCCUUCGUGGGGCAGUGUGUCAGAUGCUGAUUUGGGAGUUGCCCACCUUCCAGGUAGAAGUGGAGGAGGAGGGAGAAAGACUCCAGCGCUUUUCAGUGGUCUUUGAUUUUUUUUCUGAAGCGGGCCAUUGUCAAAUCAUACGAUAUGAGUUUGCUUUUCUAUAGAGUUACUCUGGGGAGAGGUUUGCUAUUAAGAUGUGAAAAUCAAGCUGUUUGGGUCUUUAUUGUUCUUUUGUAGUAAUAUUCCAUUAGACUGCCUUUUUUGGUUCCCCUGUGCUUAUAUCUGCCUCAUCUCAUGAGAUAAAAUAAUAUGGUCAGGUUUGUGGUUUCCUGAUGGUUUGGGGGUGAGGCCCCAGUGUCUCGGUAAUUUAUAGGACUGUCUCAUCUAGAAGUGUUGGCCUUCUGCCUUAUGUCCUGCAUGGAAUGGCCAGUCUUCCUCCUUGUAGUGGAAUUGGGAGGAGACUUGCAGUGUUACCUGUGUGUAAGCAUAAGGCAAGAGGGGGCCCACAAAAUGAGCUUGUAGUGUAAACACAGCCCACCUUUGUGUUGUUGUGAGGUACCUCUUCUCUCCUUGAAUUCUGGGUGGUACUGCCCGCCAAUUAAGAUAGUGAUCCCAGAAAUUGGCUUAGUCUGUGAGUCUUGCCUCUUGGGGGUGCAGAUUAACUUGCCAUCUUGCAGAAAGUGCCACCCAACAGUAGACCAUAUAUCUGGAAUCCAGUGGGAUCCUUGAGUGGCUGAUGUGCAGCUCUUUGGGAUUCUUUAUAUAUAUAUAUAUAUGUAUAUAUAUAUACAUAUAUAUGUAUAUAUACACACACACACACACACACACACACACAUACCAUUUCACCCACCCAUCACUUAAAAUUCUUUUUCUUAGUGUGUUUGCCUGGCUCUGGGCUAGAUACUGUGGAAAACACAAGAGGGGAAAGACAUGAUGUCUGGCCUAAUGGAUCUUUUAGGUGACUGCCAUCCAUGAAGCAAUUGGAGAGCAUGGCAGAAGAGUCAAGGGCUGUCUUUAAAGAAAUUCAGAUGGUUAAGAUCGGGGUAGGCGAGGUGGUCUAGGAGAGCUCUUUGGUGGUGAGGCGUUGGAUCCUGGGCGAGGGUAGGACAGUGAGACAGGAAACACGUGAAUGGAAGGCUGGAAGCGGAGAUCUGCAGGCUGUGUGCUGAGUAGUGUGUGCAGCCCCAAUCCAGAGCAGCAGCGUCAGUCCCUCCUUUCUCAGUUUAGAUGGAAACUUCCUAGCAUCAGGCAGAUCUGAGUACCGAGGGCUUGUGAUGGUGAAGUGGAACCCAAAGCCGGAAGUCAGCUGGCUCCUGCCCACGACCAGGGGCCUCACUGUCCUCAGCACAGUCUGGGUGCUACCCUUUGUAGGACCAGGGGUUUCCGCUGGAGGAUUCAGACAUUCAGGUCUAGAAGCAAACCUCAGCUGAAGAGGCAUGACCCAACCUCACCACCGUCCUUCUUUCUCCUCCUGGGAAAGGGUAACGUAGACCUGUGUCCAUGAUCUGUUGGUGCGCUAGUCACGGCCCAGGCUGUAGCCUCGUCCUUCCUCAGGGUGGGCUGCGAGACAGUUGCACAGAGGGGAGACAGACUCUCUCCGGAGAUGAGGGGGAGGAAGAGGCGGGAGUGGGGCAGCCGGCUGAGGGACCGGCCUGGUGAGAGAGCAGAGAGAGAGCAGGAGCGGCUGGCCUGUCGCCAGCACUUCCGCUCAGCUCUCCGGGCUGGGCCCACCCCUCCUUUGCCAGUUCUGUGUCGUGCUCGUGCUCGUUGAGAGGCGGUCCACAGACGGAACUCAUUCCUCUUUGAUUGUUGUGUUUGAAAGUCACAAACUGGAAAAGGUUCUCACCUCUAGGGACCCACCAUUGAUUUCUAAGUUGUGGAUGGGUCCUUGCUCGUGUGAGCCUUACUUGUUAGCGGUCAGCCUACCGCAACCUUCCUCAGGACAGGUGUGAACCACCGUAAGCUAGUGACAACUACUGCUACGAUUUGCUGUUACUUGAAAUUCGCGGGCUGUGGCAAGAACACAGAGUGAGGAGGGUGGGGCUUUGCUGUGAGGACUAGGCAAGUGGGGGGCGACGGGGAGUUUGGGACCGUUGACGGCGGCCUUCGCCCGUUGGCCAGCUGGCGCCUAGACCUACUGAACGUGAGCCAUGGACGGCAGCGUGCAGGCCCCUGAGAGGAGAGGCUGGGCGGGAGCUCGCCACCAGGUUUCCUCUCCCCUUGUCCUUCCUUUCGCUGGGGCUCAUGGUGGCCCUUGCCAAGGAUGGGAGUGGUGUGGGGACGGCUGCAAACACACUCACGGUGCCCAUCCACGAAGAUCGGGGGAGCAGGGAUGGUGCUUGGUGUUGGCAGAUCUGAACGUGAGAGCCUGGAGGAGAGCUGGAUGCCUUGGGGUGCCCUCAGCCGAGGCCCUCAGGGGAGCCAGGCUGCUCGAAGCCCUCGGGUCCCAGCAGGAAAUGGGGAUGGGACUUUUCCCUCCAGUUACAUCCUUCUGCACUGCUGCCUCCUCCUUGGCCUCAGGCCCUGAAGUUGGAGGACUAGGUGUUGGGAUAAAGCUCCAUGGCUGCAGGAAGGAGGUCUGAAAGUCAGCGUGCGUCUGCGUGUGUGUGUGUGUGUGUGGUUGUGUGUGUGUGUGCGUGUCUUCAUUUGCGGAGGUCUUGCCACCAGUUGGGGUGUUGAGAGCAUCUCCAUCGUGGGGAGACCUGCCAUUUGUUUUCCACUUUUAAGAGAAUGACAUGCCCCCUGUCCCUAAGGGAGGAGCUUCUGAGUUAGACAUUUUCCCUAUGGGAAUCCUCUUGGUUUGGUUUGUGGGAAAGGGGGGGAAUGGAUAAAUGAUUUUUAUCUCUAAUUGUCAACACAGCUGUUCUUACACUGAAUUUGUGCUAUUGCAUACAUGUAGCCAUCUUUCUUUUCACUGCAGCAGUGUUUAUCAGUAGUUCAAAAUGAUUUAUUUGCUCCUGGGGAGUAAAAUCUUUUUUAUUAAAAAAGAAAAAGAAAAAAAAAAAAGAAAGAAAGCAAAGCGUGGCUCCCUCCCCCUGUGAUAGCUGUAGGAUUAGUGGGCCUCAAAGAAACUCAAGAAGGCAAAGUCGAGUCUGCCAGUCCCCGUGACCUAUCCCGUUUUGCCAUCGGAGCCCUCGUGCUCAGCACAAAAGGACAGGAAGCCUUGAGAAGAUGGAGAGUAAAGCAUUGGGAGGAGUGAGGUGGGGUUUGGGCCGUAGAGACGGAGGCACUGGGGACUCAGGUGCUUCAGUUCGAAGAACAGAGUAAAGUGUAUUUAAAAUACCGAUUGUGUAAUCUGCGAGGGAAAGACCUUUCUUUACAUACAGAUUCCAUACUGUCUUUGUCCUUUCCAUCGCUUCUUGACCUUCCUGGGAGGUGCCGGCCCAGUUGCUCCCUGCUUCCCGUCCGUCCUGUCCUCUGUACCCCUUCUCUCCUCCCUUCCCACCCCCAUCUACCUCUGGGAAGCCAGUCCUGCAUGCUGAGUCUGUGACUUGCCUUCAUGCUCAUUUCAUCUCUGUUAGAGGGUACCUGGAGCUGCUCCCUCCCCGCUCCCUCCCAAGUGCCAAGAGGCAUGAAGGGGCAGGUAAAAAGCAGCCAGCCAUGGAAGACGCGAAUGUCUGGUUGCAGCUGGACUGCAGCCUUGGCUCCUGGAGAGAGAGUGUGAAGAAAACCUAGGACACUCUUGUUCGGAACCCAGGAUAAUCACACGCCGCCCGCCCAGCUCGGGUGGGGCAGGAAGGCUGGUCUGGCUACUCCAUCCCUGGUGCUCCCUUCAACGGGGACCUGCCCCUCACCGUUCGGCCCAGAAGCUUUUUCAAGGGACAACAUAAUCCAGGCACCGCUCUGUGGGCAGGCCGGUCGUCGGAGCGCCCACGCUGGUGCUGCCCGUGGCACAGCCACUGCUGUACAUUUUUUGGUUGUUUUUAAGAAACUCAAUGAAGAGGGGUGUCAUUCUGGGCUCAGGGUGGUUGCCAGUUCUUUCCCAGAAGGGGAGCUGCACCCCCUGCAACCGCCUCUGUCCCGUUUGCCACCCUGCCCUCCUCCAAGCCAAAGUGUGGCCUGGCUUUUGUCUUCCCCUUUAGUUUUCCUCCUCUCUCCCCCCCCCACUUUUUGUGCUUAAUUUAUUAAAAUAGUUGCUGUAUAAUUUAUUUUCAUAAACGAUAAAAAAUUACUAAAUGGUUAAAAUAGACUUGCAGGCCAAUCUUAAACGGGGCGGGAGGGUCUGUGGGGCGGGUGGGGUGGGGAAAGGGAAAGAUGUUUUGAUAUAAACAAAUGCACUUUGGGUGUGUUUUGGUAUUUUUCUGGGGAUAGAUGGGUGGGUGUUGGGAUGUCCCUGUAGAUCAGUUCCAGAAUGGGGUGUCUGUAUAUACUGUAUUAAUAGGCAUGUUUGACUCUCAUAAAGGGAUGUUAGUAGCUCUGCUGCAGGUCCUGUUUGGAAACCCCACGUACAACUCCCAGUUUUUGUAAGUGUCAGUGCGGGGGACAUUUGACUCUUGUGUUUGUAUCUCCUUUUUAUGAUUGCUGUACUGACCCAUGUCUUUCGGGGGAGGGGUGAAAAGAGAUUUGAAAUAAAAAUGUUUAGAAAUUA
Messenger RNA from Neofelis nebulosa (Clouded leopard), 8019 nucleotides. RefSeq names its product suppressor of cytokine signaling 7 (gene SOCS7). Gene Ontology annotation, cellular component: phosphatidylinositol 3-kinase complex. Gene Ontology annotation, molecular function: 1-phosphatidylinositol-3-kinase regulator activity. Gene Ontology annotation, biological process: intracellular signal transduction; phosphatidylinositol phosphate biosynthetic process. Bases 221 to 2143 code for a protein of 640 amino acids. The record is from RefSeq and is a predicted model, not a curated record. The transcript is spliced from 10 exons. Lineage: Eukaryota; Metazoa; Chordata; Mammalia; Carnivora; Felidae.